Glossina fuscipes is the source of this 1998-nucleotide messenger RNA. It is a transcript of the gene st, whose product is annotated as protein scarlet. Gene Ontology annotation, molecular function: ABC-type transporter activity; ATP binding; ATP hydrolysis activity. NCBI's taxonomy places the organism in Eukaryota, Metazoa, Arthropoda, Insecta, Diptera, Glossinidae. The transcript has 7 exons. Gene Ontology annotation, cellular component: plasma membrane. The coding region runs from base 328 to 1977 and encodes 549 amino acids. The record is from RefSeq and is a predicted model, not a curated record.
CAGCAGAAACAGUGUGAGAGAUUAAAAGAUUUGUUUGUGCCAUUCAUCGUUCUUCUUCUUCUACUUAGAUUCAGAAAAUUAAAACAAGAAACUGAAUGUUCACAAAAAUAUGCUUAAGCGGUGUAGUUACACUUCGCAUGCAUUGAAAAGGUAUAUGAAACUUGUCGAAAUUGCAACUAUUUUGAGGGACGACGUGAUUGAUCUGUGCGCGGUUUCAGCAAUGUCGGACUUGAUGGGACUAAUUCUAAUCGUGCUGUUGGCUUUCCUGGCUAGGCACGACUGUCUGGCAAGAAGUGAUGAUAGAGCGGUUCGGGUAAAACGACAUUGAUGUCAGUUUUGGCUUAUCGUCAACCGGCUGGUACUGUAGUUCAUGGUGAUAUAUUGAUAAAUGGCCGUCAUAUUGGGCCAUUUAUGCAUCGCAUUAGCGGUUUUGUUUAUCAAGAUGAUCUAUUUAAUGGCGCUCUUACUGUCGCGGAGCACAUGAAUUUCAUGGCUCUUCUACGUUUGGAUCGUCGCGUUGAUCGACAAGAACGUAAAUUUAUUAUACAUGAUUUGCUUGAGCGUACCGGUUUAAUUGGCUCAGCUAAUACUCGCAUUGGUUCGGGUGAUGAUAAAAAGGUUUUAUCGGGUGGUGAGCGUAAACGCUUAGCUUUCGCCGUCGAAUUAUUAAAUAAUCCGGUGAUAUUAUUUUGCGAUGAACCUACUACCGGUUUGGAUUCGUAUAGUGCUCAACAAUUGGUGCAAAUAUUGUACGAUUUGGCUCAAAAGGGUACCACUAUAUUGUGCACUAUACAUCAACCCUCCAGUCAAUUGUUUGAUAUGUUUAACAAUGUUUUACUGUUAGCCGAUGGUCGAGUCGCAUUCACGGGCUCACCGCAAAACGCUUUGGAGUUUUUCGCCGCCAACGGCUACCGUUGCCCAGAUGCCUAUAAUCCAGCCGAUUAUCUAAUCGGCGUUUUAGCCACAGAUCCGGGCUACGAGCAAGCCUCACAACGUUCAGCUCAAUAUUUAUGUGAUCUAUUCGCUGUUAGCUCAGCCGCCAAGCAAAGGGAUAUGCUCGUCAAUUUGGAAAUACAUAUGGCUCAGUCCGGGGAUUUUCCGUAUGAUACCGAAGUGGAUAUUUUUAAAGCCGCCGCUUGGUAUAAGAAAUUUCAUGUCGUUUGGUACCGUACAACUUUAACGUUAUUGCGUGAUCCUACCGUACAAUGGUUGAGAUUUUUACAAAAAAUGGCAAUGGCUCUAGUAAUCGGAGCUUGCUUUGCCGGCACUACCGAAUUGACGCAAAUGGGUGUGCAGGCAGUACAGGGUGCUGUAUUUGUUAUGAUAUCGGAGAAUACUUAUCAUCCAAUGUAUUCGGUAUUGAAUGUUUUCCCGCAGGGCUUUCCGCUAUUUAUACGCGAGACUCGCUCGGGAAUGUAUACGACAGCCCAAUACUAUGCAGCUAAUAUAUUGGCAAUGUUGCCCGGGAUGAUAAUUGAACCGUUUUUAUUUGUUAUUCUCUGCUAUUGGAUAACCGGUCUGCGGUCAACUUUUAAAGCGUUCACCAUAACGGCCAUGGCUGUGGUAUUAGUUAUGAAUGUAGCAACAGCUUGUGGUUGUUUUUUUUCGACCGCAUUUAAUUCUGUGCCUUUGGCAAUGGCAUAUCUAGUACCUUUGGACUACAUAUUUAUGAUAACGUCAGGCAUAUUCAUUAAAAUUAGUACUCUGCCUGUGGCUUUUUAUUGGACGCAAUAUUUAUCCUGGAUGCUAUAUGCGAAUGAAGCCAUGACGAUAGCGCAAUGGUCUGGUGUGGAGAAUAUCACUUGUUUUCAAGAGAGCGAAGAUUUGCCUUGUUUUCAUACCGGUCAAGAUGUACUUGAUAAAUACAGUUUUAAUGAGUCGCAUCUUUAUCGAAAUUUAUUGGCCAUGUUUGGUAUUUAUAUGGCUUUUCAUCUUCUUGGCUAUUAUUUUUUAUGGCGUCGCACGCGUAAAGUUUAAAUCAUUUACAACGAAACCUAG